Truncatella angustata is the source of this 633-nucleotide messenger RNA. RefSeq lists its product as uncharacterized. Lineage: Eukaryota; Fungi; Ascomycota; Sordariomycetes; Amphisphaeriales; Sporocadaceae. The coding region runs from base 1 to 633 and encodes 210 amino acids. The transcript has 2 exons. The record is from RefSeq and is a predicted model, not a curated record.
AUGCCUGGCGGUGGGAGUAUUGGCUACCCUAUUUUCCGCCUAGACUAUUCCAAUGAUGAGGAUUUUGAACUCUAUAAGAUGUACUGGGACCAUUUUCUAAAGACGGAGUUCUAUGUGCCAGAAGUUGUAGACCCGGAUGACAUUACCUGGUUUUGGGUCAAUGAUAAAACUAGACUUGACGGGAAAGGUCCACUUGAAGUUCGAAGACUCUUUCAAGAACUUUGUGUUACUGCGUUUCCACCAGGAUCAAAAUUCCUUUGGCUCUGCUUAACGGUGGACCGCGAGGCAAUCGAAUCCAUGCUUCGGGUCUAUGGUCCGCCGGCAAAACAGGUCCUGGAAGCUCUUCCAUUAAGUCUACCAAGCGUCAGGACAAAGGAAAUAUCGUUCCUGCCGUAUGUCGCUGCAGUGGAUACUACUUGGGCAGAAGCAAACGGCGACGAAAUCACAAACCCAAUACAAGACGGUUCUCAAGUUAAUGACGGAAAGUACCGCGGACAGUUCAAAUGUGCUCUGCGGAGCGUGUUUAGGCUUUGGCAAAUGGAGCAGGUUAUACAGCCAGAAGAGUUAUACCCAAAGAACGGAAAGAUCUGGGGUGACACUAGCGUUGUGUUUGAGACGCCACUGAUAGAUUGA